AUGGGAACAACAAAGGUGGUUUAUGUUUUUGGCGACCAGGCACUUGAUACAUCUGCAGAUCUCUCCAGAAUCUUGUCUAUCCGGCAAGGGCCUGUGACGCAAGCCUUUAUCGAACACGCUCUGCAGACCUUGAGAUUUGCGGUUAACGCUCUACCACACUCAAACCGUGUCAAGAUCGAGCGCUUCGCCGACGUGCAAGAUCUCAUUACUCAGAAGCGGAACGGCACCUUGCAUCCUGCCCUUGAACAAGCUUUGGCUUGUUUUUAUCACUUGGUUUCAUUCAUUUCGCAUCUCGAGCGCGAGCAGAAGAACUAUCCCACACAUUAUGACGCUAUUUUGGUCGGCUUGUGUACAGGUACCAUCGCAGCUGCUGCGAUCAGCGCCUGCCGGACUUUGACGGAGCUGCUGCCAGUUGCGGUGCACGCUGUCAAGGUAGCAUUUUACACAGGCUCUUGUGCCGUGAACUUUGGAGAUAUUUUAUAUCCUCCACGGACCAACGAGAGCCUCGCUCAUUGGUCUUUACUUCUUCCUAACCUGACAUCCUCAGAGGCAUCGUCGAUGUUGCAGGAGUUUGCUCGCAAUGGGGGCUUUCCACAGACCUCAACACCAUGGAUCAGUGCCACUGCAGAACACAGUGUCACCAUCAGCGGACCACCAGACAAGCUAGGAGCCUUCCACAGAUCAGACAGCUUCGCUGGUCGCAGCUCCGCACUAUUGCCAAUUUUUGCGCCUUAUCAUGCCCCUCCCAUCUUCGAUGAACGCUCCGUCGAGUCCGUACUUGAAGAGUCAGGUACAAAUGUGCUCCCUGGGCGGGACUCACUCGUCCCUGUUAUCGCAACUUAUGACAGAGAUUCAAGUUGGGGAGAUACCUUACUCUCAACGAUGCGAGUUGCUGUGGCCAGCAUCUUGAGAUACCCGUUGCAUUGGGAAAGGAUCAUGGAGUCUGUGGGAGCACAGCUGAGUUUGUCAGCCCACGAACGAGUUGAGAUCGUUGGAAUCGGCACCAAACAAGCACAGGCUCUUCGAAGUCACAUUUUGAAACUCGGGGUGGUCCAAGAUGUUGAUAUCGAAAGACUCACAGUCCCGCUGGAAAGCUCAGAGACCAACUCUGGCCCGAAGCAGGAAAAAAUAGCCAUCAUUGGCAUGUCGGGCCGCUACCCUGAAGCCGACGACUGCGACGAGUUCUGGAGCAUCUUGUCACAAGGACUCGAUGUCCACAAACCAGUGCCCGAUCUCCAUUGGAGUAAGGAACACGUCGAUGUCACAGGAAACAAGAAGAAUACAAGCGCAACUCCAUUCGGCUGCUGGCUGAAGAGCCCAGGGAUGUUCGAUGCCAAGUUUUUCCAUAUGAGCCCAAGAGAGGCUCCUCAAGUUGACCCGCUAAUGGCACAACGACUUGCUCUGUUGACAGCAUACGAAGCCAUGGAAGAUGCAGGAGUGACCCCUGAAUCAAGCGCUUCCACGCAAAAAGAUCGCGUGGGCGUCUUUUACGGGGUAACGAGCAACGACUGGAUGGAAACUAACAGCGCUCAAAAUAUUGACACGUAUUUCAUUCCAGGAGGCAAUCGAGCUUUCAUUCCCGGUCGGGUGAACUACUUCUUUAAGUUCAGCGGCCCAUCUUACUCUGUUGACACUGCUUGUUCUUCUAGCCUCGCAGCCAUCCAUCUCGCAUGCAAUGCCCUCUGGCGCAGAGAGAUUGACACUGCAAUAGCGGGAGGCACCAACGUUCUUACCAAUCCGGAUUUCACGUCUGGUCUAGACCGGGGCCACUUCUUGUCAAGGACAGGCAACUGCAGGACUUUUGACGAUAGUGCUGAUGGCUAUUGCCGUGGCGAGGGUGUUGUCACGUUCAUAAUGAAGCGUCUCGAAGACGCUCUGGCUGACAACGAUCCCAUCCGAGCUGUGAUUCUCGGGGCAUACACUAACCAUUCAGCUGAAGCUGAUAGUAUCACACGACCGCAUGUUGGCGCACAAAGACAGAUCUUCCAGAAGAUUUUGCACGACUCUGGAGUUGAGCCAGGAGACGUCAGUUAUGUUGAGAUGCACGGCACUGGAACUCAGGCUGGAGACGCCAGCGAAAUGCUAUCUGUGCUUGACACGUUUGCACCCUCAAAACCCAAGCGAAGAAGGUCCAAGGACCAGUCGCUGUACAUUGGGUCGGCAAAAGCGAACAUUGGUCACGGAGAAGCUGCUUCAGGAGCAAGCAGUCUGUCUAAGGUGCUUCUGAUGAUGAAGCACAACACUAUACCCCCACACUGCGGCAUCAAGACCAGGCUGAAUCGAAAGUUCCCCAAAGAUUUGAGCGAUAGGCAGGCUUUCAUCGCCGACAAAGCCACUCCAUGGAUGAGAGAGACGGGGACGUCCAGACGUGCUUUCGUCAAUAACUUCAGUGCUGCAGGCGGUAACACUGCACUGUUGAUCGAAGAUGCUCCACUGAGGACCCAAGAUCAUCCUGAUCCGAGGACUUUGUUUCCGGUUUGCAUCUCAGCGAAGACAGCUUCCGCGAUGGCCAAGAACCUGAAGGCCUUCGAAAGGUAUCUGAACGAGACAUCCACGGAGAGCGACUUUCUCCAAGACGCUUCCUACACGACCACAGCACGACGGGUCCAUCAUCCACAUCGAGCUCUGAUCAUGGCCGCAGAUACUGCGAGCCUCAAGAAAGGCUUUGCGAUCGCAAUAGACCAGAAGAUUGGCUCUCACAGAACAAAAGCAGCUCCCAAGAUCAUCUUUGCGUUCACGGGUCAAGGAUCUCAGUACGUCGGCAUGGGCAAAAAGCUCUACGACACUUUCAGUUCCUUCAGACGAGAUCUCGAGCAAUUCGAUCACAUCGCACAAUCACAUGGCUUCCCAUCUUUUCUGUCGGUCAUCGCCGAAGAUGGAAAGGAUCUCACAGCCGUCAGCCCAACGAAGACUCAACUGGCACUGACAUGCUUGCAAGUCGCUCUGGCUCGUUUAUGGGUCAGCUGGAACAUCCAGCCAAGUCUGGUCGUUGGCCACAGCCUUGGAGAAUAUGCAGCCCUCUGCAUCGCGGGUGUCUUGUCGAUCUCAGAUACCAUCUAUCUAGUGGGGUCCCGAGCACAGCUGCUGGAGACUCGCUGCACAAAGUACUCCCAUGCCAUGUUGGCUGUGAGAGCUUCUGACACAGAGUUGAAAGACAUCGUCGACAACGACAAGAUUGAAGUGGCGUGCAUCAACGGGCCCUUGGACAGAGUCUUGAGUGGUCACUCAAGUUCGGUCAAGGCUAUUCAAACGACUCUGCAGAAGGCGGGAAUCAAGAGUACCUUACUCAAAGUACCUUUUGCAUUCCACUCUGCGCAAGUGGAUCCAAUCUUGGACGACUUUGAGAAGAUCGCCCGAAGUGUUCGAUUGAAAGAGCCGAAUAUCACUGUCUUGAGCCCCCUGAAAGGUGGACCGGAGAGCACUUUCGACGCCAAGUACUUACGAGAUCACUGCCGUUACACUGUCGACUUUUCAGGAGCGAUUGAAGGGGCUCACCAGAACGGCCUCCUGCAGAAAGGUCAACCGGUCCUCGAGAUUGGGCCCCAGCCUGUGGUGUCCGGCAUGUUCAAGACAAUACUGGGCGACGAGAUCAGUACCCUCCCUUGCCUGGCGCAAAACCAGGACUCCUGGAAGCUCAUGGCCACGGCUCUCAAGACACUGUAUGAGUCUGGCCACAAUGUCAACUGGGUGGAGUACAAUAGAGACUUUCAGCAUCGGGUCGUUGAGCUGCCUCAUUAUCAAUGGGAUCUUCAACACUACUGGAUUGAUUAUGUGCAUGACUGGUCUCUUCGGAAAGGUGACCCGUGGCCAGCUGCUUAUGGCAGUGCUUCGACUCUCUCGACCACAGUACACAAGGCCAGCCCCUAUGCUGACUUCAAAGAGACUGGACGCAUGAUCGUGGAGUCUGAUAUCUCCCGAUCGGAUCUGUCUCAGGUUGUGCGUGGACAUGAGGUGGAUGGCUUCCCUCUCUGCACGCCCUCUGUCUAUGGCGACAUUGCUCUAUCUAUUGGUCGAUUCCUGGCGCAAGUGAGCAGCAUCUCCCUCGACAAACAAGUCACCGUCGUCGCGGACAUGAACAUCACGGCGGCUCUCAUCGCAAAACCCAAAGGUCCACAGAUCUUACGCACGACCGCAGUCUGGGAUGCGACCACAAGCGUUGCCUCUUGCAAGUUCGAGUCGAUCUCUGACACCGGUAAAGUCACCAGCGAACAUGCAACAUGCAACAUCCGCUUCACUGAAAAGGCUCAGUUGCAAGACGACGCUGCUGAGACGAAGUCGAAGAUCAACGCUCUCCGCAAACGUCUCCUCGACGACAAGGCCUAUCAGUUCAACAGGUCGAUGAUCUACAAGUGCAUCGGAGCCCUCGCAAACUUCGAUCCAAACUACCGCGGGUUGUUCACGAUCACAAUGGACAGCAACGAUCUGGAAGCCUCUAAUGUGGUGGAGUUCUCCUCUGUCAGCGCGAAGGGUGACUUCCACACCCAUCCAGCCUACAUCGAUGCUCUCAGUCAGGUUGGCGGAUUCGUCAUGAACUGCAACGACCAGACGGAUCUCAGUAAGGAAGUCUUUGUGAACCAUGGCUGGGGAUCAUUCCACAUGGUGGAGCCACUUUCGGCUACGGAGAAGUAUCAGGCACAUGUGAAGAUGCGAGAGACGCCGAACAAGCUGUGGAAGGGAGAUAUUGUCGUUCUCAGAGGGGACAAAGUCGCCGCGAAGUUUUGCGAUAUUGCUCUGCAAGCGGUUCCGAGGAGACUCCUGAAGUACGUGCUGUCGAGAGGCGGCGGCGAGUCUGCAGUUGCUGCCGCUCUCCCAGAGCCUGUCGCUGCGAAGCCGGUGUCGAAAGAGCUUGAGAUGGAGAAGGCUGUUCCGCAUCUGCCAAACGGCUCGCUCGCACAUCACGACGCUCCGAAGCCCACCGUAUCGCACACCCAAGUCAAGCAACCCAGCGCCAAGGCGUCCAGUAACCUCGCUGUCAAGCUCUUGGAUAUCAUCUCCGAGGAGAGCGGCAUCUCAGCUGAUGAGUUGACCGAUGACCUCGCACUCCAGGAGCUGGGAGUCGACUCGCUUCUAUCCUUGCUCAUCAUCAGCAGGAUCAACGACGAGCUCGAGAUCGACCUCGAUCAAGCCAAGUUUGCUGAGAUGUCGACGGUCGGCCAGAUCAAAUCAUACGUGGCCUCCUGUACUGGUCGUGAUAUAGAGCCGAGCCUCGUUCAACACGAGACGCUCGAGGGAUCUCAACAGAUGAACUCCACGGACGCCGCUCCACUGGACCUAGAGAGUGGAGAUUUCCCUCUCCUCCAGACGACGGGCUCUGCAUCAGACUCUUCUGCUGAAGGGCAUGACUCCGGCAAAAGCCUCGAUUCCGGGCCAGCCUCGCCGCCAGACACAGACUCGACUGGCGCAACGACACCAUUGGCAGACCUUGAGAUCCUCAAAGACUCUACCACGAACUCCAAACCCUCUCAGGAGCGAGCAGCCCCUCCAGCUUCGUCAGUCAUCAUCCAAGGGAAGACCCGUAGCGCCGGCAAGAUUCUCUUCCUCCUGCCCGAUGGAUCAGGUUCAGCUCAUUCAUACAUCGACAUCCCCAAUGUGCAUCCCGACCUAGCGAUCAUUGGUCUCAACUCGCCUUUCCGUGGCGAUGCGGCAUCCAUGAAACAUUCCUCACUGGAGAGCAUCGUACAGAGCUACACAGCAGAAAUCCGCAGACGCCAACCAAACGGUCCGUAUCAUGUCGGCGGAUGGAGCGCAGGCGGUAUCUUAGCCUACUGUGUGGCAAAAGCGCUGAUCGGCGAAGAAGAAGAAGAAGUCGCAAAUCUUUUUCUCAUUGACUCGCCGGAGCCGACAGGCCUCGACCACCUUCCCCAGCGCUUUUACGACCACUGCCAUGCGACAGGAGUCUUUGGCAAGAAAGUUCCAGGCUCUUCAGGGACCGCCUCGCCACCGGAAUGGCUAAUGCCUCACUUCGAAGCCACCAUCGAUCUGCUGCAUGACUACAAGGCUUCUCCCUUGCUCAAAGGGCAGGCGCCCAAGACGUCGCUCAUCUGGGCUGCGGAUUGUGUGUUCGAUGGCGUCGACUUUCCGUACAUGCCGGACGCCGCCGCAGAAGAUCAAGACGACGGCGAGGCUGUGAAGUUCUUGACGGAGAAGAGGACGGACUUCUCAGCCGGGUAUUGGGGUCGCUUGUUCCCUGGAGGACAGGUCUCGGUAGAAGUGGCUAAGGGUGCUCAUCACUUUUCUCUGAUGGUAUGUUUUGAUUUUGUCGUUGGUGUUUCAUUGCAGCUGACGUAUCUUUCUAGCACGAAAACGCAUACAUCCUGGCCGACUUUAUCGACUCUGCUUUGUUUGAGUAAGAGAUUCGAGAGGGUCUCGAAGGGCUGUUGCCAGCUGGAAGGCAAGGAUGUCUUCCCUUGA
Molecule: messenger RNA, 6411 nt
Organism: Zasmidium cellare ATCC 36951
Lineage: Eukaryota; Fungi; Ascomycota; Dothideomycetes; Mycosphaerellales; Mycosphaerellaceae
Exons: 11
Coding region: 1-6411 (2136 amino acids)
Biological process (GO): fatty acid biosynthetic process
Molecular function (GO): 3-oxoacyl-[acyl-carrier-protein] synthase activity; fatty acid synthase activity
Source: RefSeq, a predicted model, not a curated record